Molecule: messenger RNA, 3051 nt
Organism: Dioszegia hungarica
Lineage: Eukaryota; Fungi; Basidiomycota; Tremellomycetes; Tremellales; Bulleribasidiaceae
Exons: 7
Coding region: 1-3051 (1016 amino acids)
Molecular function (GO): protein binding
Source: RefSeq, a predicted model, not a curated record
AUGUCUACCAUUCUUGAGCGAAGACGUUUGGGACAAAAGUCAUCUGCUGGGGAGGUGUUGCACGCCGCGGAUUUCAGGAGCCCCCUUGCGCAAGUACGGAGCAUGGCCAAUGCUUUGCCUGAUCAAGAUCCAGAAGCGGGCCCGUCCACAUCGCGCCGGCCAGCUGCACAACCGAGCGCCCAAGCGGUCCCAGCAUUAGACUUUAACCUCUUCCGCUCCAACUCGGUCUACUCGGUAUCCUCCGUCAACACUUUCUCCUCCUUCGACACCUCCUCGGAGGACCAUGCAACUGGCACCUUCUUCCCUCCGUCAGACGCCGGGUCCAGCUCUGGGUCCGACACCCCACCCUCACCCCCCUUGCCUGCGCCGAUAGACUUCUCCGCGCGGGUCGAGACGCCAACAACACCCAAGGCGGAGCGGGCACAUUAUUUUGAUCUCGGUCCUCCCGUUACAGCUACUUUAGCGCAGGAAGCGGCGACGCGCUCAGCGGAGGACCUAUCGGCGGGGCAAACGACGCCGAGACGAUCCUUCUUUGUCCGGUCUCGUCAGGGCCACGUCAAUCCUCCUCCUCUGGACCCUGUCCAUUUGGCUCAACUGUCUCAAGCGGGUCCCGGUCCCUCCACGAGUACCUCGCGUCUCCUCUCCGAAACGCACCAGGACGUCUUUACGUCGCCCGCACGCGGACGCGCCGACUCGAUCACGCGCGGAGGCGAGAUCGCCGCUCAACAUCCCCAACGGCGGAGCAUCGGGCUAGAGGAUUGGGAGAGUGUUCAUGGGGAGCAAGGAUCGGAAUGGGGAGACGACGAAGCGGGGUUCGAGUGGCUGGAUACGGAUGGCGCCCCGGCGGCUUUGAAUGGGCAUCAACCCGAGCGGGUGGCGUUGGGGCUGAGCCCGGGGAAACGGUUCGCCAAGCUCCGCGAGGCGGUCCCUGGCUUUAGCUCAGGUGGAAGCGGAGCUGCAGGCGACGGGCAUGUAGUAGGGGGGCGGAAGUUGAAGAAGCAGCAUAUCAUCAUGCCCAGGCGGGCAGCACCUCCACCCCCUCCCGGACCCGGAUCGCCCCGUCAGCCCACUCAGCCCCCUCUCACCAUUGUCCAACCAUCACAAUCGGGUACAAGACCUGACGGUCCCUCUGUCCCGCCACCCACCUCAAAGCGCCCAGCCAUACCUGUCCAGACCUCCCUCCCAAAUAUCCGCGCCCAGGAACCUCAGCGGCAGCUCCGUCAAGGGGCCGCCCAGGCGCCUACGAUGAUGCCUGUCCGCGACCCAUCCCCGCUCCCAGGACCCGUCUUCUCCCGUAUCAAAGGCCACAACUCGCGCAACUCGGCUCUUUCCAUCCAGUCCAACGCAUUCUCGCUGUAUGACCUGGACGGGCUCGGCGCAUCCUCGCCCUCGUUCGACACCCCGCGGGCGUCCACACCAGGAGGGGGGGAGAUGGUGUUCCCCAAAGGCACCUACACAAAGGUUUCGGCGUCAGCAUUGGCGAGGAGCGAGGAGGAUGGGAGACGACGGAUGAUUUCAGAACCGGGCAGGGCGCCGCCGAGGAGUCCGCUCCUUGAUCCCCGAAAUGCAAGUCAGGGAGAUCUGCUCGCGAAGGGUGUGGAGGCGAGGGGGAAGGGCGAUCUGCCAAAGGCUGCAUGGUAUUUCCGUCAGGCGGCAGAUGCGGGCAGUAUGACAGGCCGAAUCUACUGGGGUCUGGCUCUUCGGCAUGGCUGGGGAGUGGCACGGGAUGAGCGCAAGGCAUUCGCUGAGCUCCGGACGGCGUGCGAUGGGUCGAUAGCGCAGGGCUCUGUACAGCUGCCGGUAUCGUCCGAGAGUGGACAGCUGUCCAUACAGCAGAAGAAGGCGGUAGCGCGAGAUAUCUCCCUGGGCAUGUUCGAAGUUGCCAAUUGCUUCCUCGAUGGCGUAGGCGUGAAGAAGGAUUCGGAAGUGGCGGUGUCAUAUCUCCGGUUUGCGGGUGAUCUAGGUGAUCUUGCAUCUCAAGAACAACUCGGCUUCUUGUUAUCUAAAGGCGGGAAUGGGAUCAAGAAGGAUAUGAAGGAGGCGGCAAAGUGGUACCGGAUGGCUCUCGGACAAGGCUCAAGUACCAUGGGCCUCGCUUGGGUAUGGAAGCGAGCAGCUGUUGCGAGCUGGGAAGCGGAGCAUCGGCACUCGCUUAGUCCGGGAGUGCGACUAGUGCCGAGUGACGACAGCGAGGAUGAGGACGAGGGAGAGGGAAAUGGAGAGGCGGGAUCGACAUCGGCUGUCACGCCCACCAGCCCAACGACACACUGUGCUUCUGCACCGACUUCCUAUAUCCGUGGUCAUAGGAAUCUUGUUCGCCCUCACACUAGCCAGAACUCCAAUUCGCCACUACAGAACUUCGCGCGUCCCAGAGACCUUUUCUCUGUCUUCAAGGAUCUCGAUGCGCUGAGGCUCGCAUGCGAUAUCGCCAAUCUGACACAGGGCGAGCUCAGGCAACUCGAGCGUAAAGUGAAGGGUUAUCUCUCGAGCGUGGACGGAGUGGAUCGCGACAACUGGGACUUCGAGACGAAACCAUAUCACACCGACUCCUCUAUCACUCAGACUGCAGAUCGACUAUACAUGAUCACACAAGCUCUGUCCGCGCUUCCCGAUAGCGCUCGCAGCGACGUCGUGUACGCCGACAACGAAACGGCUGUUGCGCGGUCGACUGGGUACUGGUUGGGGGCGCGGGACAACGCAGAGAGCUCCAUACAGUCUAUGCUUGGCGGUCUGGAGGAUGAGAUUCUGGGGUGCAAGAGCCAGUACGACAAUCUUGUUGAGCCAUGGACGGCAUGGGUUCGAGGCGAGCCCCAGCGGCCCAAGUCGGAUGAUGUCCUCGGGCGCAUCAGGUACCUCACGACACAAUUCGACGACACCAGAGGCUCGCGAGUUCAAGUUCAGUACGAGGACGAGGCGCCCCAUCGAGUUGAGCGGGUCACGAGCGAGGAUGGGAAAGUGCUCUCGUGGGAGCGGUCAAGACUGCGAGGGAUAUGGCUGGCUUGGCGGCGACUGCGUUUAUCGCACACAGAGUCUACCGCUACUUCGGAGUGA